Messenger RNA from Tinamus guttatus (white-throated tinamou), 2926 nucleotides. The record is from RefSeq and is a predicted model, not a curated record. Lineage: Eukaryota; Metazoa; Chordata; Aves; Tinamiformes; Tinamidae.
AUGAAGAAAAGGAGGCGGCACGCGGCAAAUCUAAGUGAAAAGGUUCAUCUCGGCCAUGAGAAGGACGCUGCGAACCAGAUCCUUGUGGUAGGCUGCGAGCAGGGAAUUGUGUCUGCGCCUGCAGAAGCAGCCCCUGCAGAUCACCUUGAGUCUUCUCCAGAACUCUCACCAUCAUCAGAACAAAGAAAGCUCCUCAGCUCAUUGCAGUACAACAAAAAUCUCCUGAAGUACCUAAAUGACGAUAGACAGAAGCAUCCGUCAUUUUGCGAUUUACUCAUAAUUGUAGAAGGCAAAGAAUUUAGUGCUCACAAAGUUGUAGUGGCUGUUGGAAGUAGUUAUUUUCAUGCCUGUUUGAGCAAAAAUCCAAGCACUGAUGUUGUCACGUUAGAUCAUGUAACUCAUUCUGUCUUUCAGCAUUUACUUGAGUUUCUGUACACCUCUGAGUUUUUUGUAUAUAAAAAUGAAAUUCCAUUAGUGCUGGAAGCAGCAAAAUUUUUAGAUAUCAUCGAUGCUGUCAAGCUACUAAAUAACGAGAGUGUUUCUAACAUACAAUCUGAAGUGGUAACUGAUGCCCCGACGCCAGUAGAAACACUCAAUGAAUUGACUGGUAAACUGUUAAAUAGUCACCAGUGCAGUUUUUGUGGACGAAACUUCUGUUACAAGAAGUCCUUAGAAAAUCACUUGACUAGGGCCCACAGAUCUCUUUCACUGGAAAGAAAACAUGGGUUAAAAAUGGUUGAGAAGGCUGAUUUUUCCACUAGGCGAUCUACAAGAAACCGUAAAUGUCCAGCUAAGUUUGAUAACAGUGACAAUGAAAGUGGUGACUUUUCUGACAGCAAUUUGGAAAAAGUCAGCUCUGACAAGGACAUGUCAGAUAGAAGCGAAUCUGAAGACAGUGAAAGUGACUGCAAUGCUGAUGAAGAAGGACAGGAAGAGGAGGCAUCAGGUGAAGAAGAUUCAGAGACUGAAGAGCAAAGUGAGAAAGAGCAUAAUGAUACAGAAGAAGGUUCCGAGGCAGUUGAUUUGGUGGGAAAUAUUCCUGAAGGCUUAGCUCCAGUAAUUAUUCAAACCAGUAGCAAAAAACUACUGCAGUGUCCCAAGUGUGACAAAAAAUUUGAUCGAAUAGGCAAGUAUGAGAGCCAUACACGUGUACACACGGGUGAGAAGCCUUUUGAGUGUGAUAUAUGCCAUCAGCGCUAUUCAACCAAGUCCAACUUGACAGUGCACAGAAAGAAACACUCUGGUGAUACUGACUUUCAUAAAAAGGAGCACAAAUGUCCCUACUGCAAUAAGCUGCAUGCAAGUAAGAAGACUUUAGCAAAACAUGUGAAGAGGUUUCAUCCAGAGAAUGUACAAGAAUUUCUUUCUCUCAAGAAGACAAAGAGUGAAGGUUGGAAAUGUGAUAUUUGUAAGAAAUCUUUCACUCGAAGACCCCAUUUAGAAGAACAUAUGAUUCUUCACUCUCAGGAUAAACCCUUCAAGUGUACCUACUGUGAAGAGCACUUUAAAUCACGAUUUGCAAGAUUGAAACAUCAAGAAAAAUUCCAUCUCGGGCCUUUUCCUUGUGAUAUCUGUGGCCGUCAGUUUAACGACACGGGGAAUCUGAAGCGCCACAUAGAAUGUACUCACGGAGGAAAGAGGAAAUGGACAUGUUUCAUCUGCGGCAAAUCCGUUAGGGAACGCACAACUUUGAAAGAACACUUGAGAAUUCAUAGUGGAGAGAAGCCUCAUCUUUGCAGUAUUUGCGGGCAGAGUUUUCGUCAUGGAAGCUCUUACAGGCUUCAUCUAAGAGUCCACCAUGAUGACAAGAGAUAUGAAUGUGAAGAAUGUGGGAAAACCUUUAUUCGGCAUGACCAUCUGACAAAACACAAAAAAAUACACUCAGGUGAAAAAGCACAUCAGUGUGAGGAAUGUGGAAAGUGUUUUGGUCGUAGAGAUCACCUCACUGUUCAUUAUAAAAGUGUUCAUCUAGGGGAAAAAGUUUGGCAGAAAUACAAAGCAACAUUUCAUCAAUGUGAAGUCUGUAAGAAAGUUUUUAAAGGGAAAUCAAGUUUGGAAAUGCAUUUUAGGACACAUUCAGGUGAGAAACCAUACAAAUGUCAAAUCUGUAAUCAGUCUUUCAGAAUUAAGAAGACGUUAACAAAACACAUGGUUAUUCAUUCAGAUGCUCGACCUUUUAAUUGCCAGCAUUGCAACGCAACAUUUAAACGAAAAGACAAGCUGAAGUAUCAUAUUGAUCACGUGCACGGAACGAAGGCUGCAGAGGAGGCGCUGACAUCUUCUUCAGAGGAAAAGCUAGUUUCCGUACCAGUCCAGUACACGUCUGAUGACAAAGUUUACCAAACGGAGGAUAAAGAGUAUGUGGAACAGUCAAAAGCAUAUCAAACAGAAGCUAAAAGUUUGCUGCAGAAUGUAGCUCCAGAAGUGUGCGUGCCGGUGACAUUGGUGCCCGUUCAGAUGUCUGAGCCGCCCGCGGCUCUGGUGCAGCACCCUGCUCAGCCACACGCCAUGCUCCCUGCCCAGCCCGAGCAGGCGGACUAUCAGCGAGCCCCGGAUUUAUCAUUUUUGGAGAAAUACACCCUCACUCCACAACCUGCAAAUAUUGUUCAUCCUGUAAGGCCCGAGCAAAUGUUGGAUCCCAGAGACCAGUCAUAUCUUGGAACUUUACUGGGGCUAGAUGCAGCUCCUACUGUGCAAAAUAUUUCAAACAAUGAACAUUCAUGAUCUGACCAUAACAUUCCACCUAACUUUCUAAGCCAUUAGCCAACAGAAGGCUGAUAUGGCAAUCAAGAUUUAUAUUUCAUUUGGACUCAUGAGUCUUCUGCAUAGUUUUGGAAAAACAGGUUUGUUUACAUAAUAUUUGAACAUAUAGGCACACUUUUAUGCAUAUCAAGAGAGUGUUUCUUGUUAAGAGUUUUUAAAAAGC